AUGCAAUCACAGCGCUGUGCCUUCAUCGCCUUACCUCAAACAUGGAAGCAGACACCAGGCAAAGCUCCUGAUAUCGACCCAUCAUCGCUUCCUCCUUCUUGUCUUCCUUCUUCUUCUUCUUCCCCAGCUAUAUCCCACCUCUCUCUUCCUCCCUCUCUUUCACCCAUAUCUCUCUCUCCUCUGUUCCCUCUGUCCCCCCAUUAUCUCCUGAGGUUCCUUCUGGUUCUCCUGUCCUCCCUGUGUUUACUGCCCUGCCCCACACAGGCAGCCUGGUUUCGGGUUGGGGUGGUCGGACCAUGGGGGUGUGACCCUCUCUUUGCCAAGGCCCUUCCCAGUGUGGCGGCACAGCUCGCCGUCAACCGCAUCAACAAGGACCCCUCGCUGUCCUACGCUGUAACAUUCGACUAUGCUGUGCUGCAGGAACCAUGUGAGACAUCCAGGGCACUGGAGGCAUUCAUGGGGUUCCACACCAGGGCCUCAGGGUACAUUGGACCUGCCAACCCCGGCUACUGUGAUGCUGCUUCAAUGCUGAGCAAAGGCUGGAACAAAGCAUUGUUUCCUUGGGGUUGUGUUGGCUAUGAGCUAGACAAUGUUCGGAGCCACCCAACCUUUGCCCGUUCAAUGCCAAGGCCCACCUGGGUGCUCCUCAGUGUCAUAAACUACUUCAGGUGGGCCCACAUUGGCAUCAUCUCUUCCUCAGAGGACAUCUGGGUGGAGACGGCCACCAAGGUCGCUGAUUCCUUGAGGAGCCAUGGUCUGCCGGUCAGACUGGUCAGUUUUAUGGAGAACACACCUCACGGCAUCAGACGAACUCUGUCCAAGGUCCGCAAGAUGGGAGAAUUACGAGUUGUUAUUCUCUGCAUGCACUCGGCGCUGAUUGGUGGCGCAGCCCAGAAGCUGCUCUUGGAGACAGCCUACGACAUGCAGAUGAUCGAUGGCUCUCUGGUCUUUGUGCCCUACGACACCCUGCUCUACAGCCUGCCCUACCGCAACGUGACCUACCCAGCUCUGAAGAGCAACCGCAAACUACUGCGGGCUUACGACGCCGUGCUGACAGUCACAAUUGACUCACCACAGGUGUCGUUCUACGAGGCCUACAGAGAGGCCAUGGAGAGGGGAGAGGUGGCGAGGACGCUGAAUCCACAGCAGGUGUCUCCUCUCUUUGGCACCAUCUACAGCUCUGUUCUCUUCAUGGCUCAUGCGGUGCAUCGCGUUCGGGAGUCUGGGGAGUGGAUGUCUGGGGGAAACUUGGCGAGACACACCCGCAACUUGGCCUUCCAGGGCUUCAGCCAUCCCAUCAAAACCAACGACUCUGGAGCAGCUCUGCUGGACUACCUCAUACUGGACACAGACGGACUCUCCUGGGAGCUGAAGCCAACAUACAGGAUCGAUAUGGAGGCCCGUAUGGUGAGUUUCCUGGGUCGAGACAUCCACUUCCCUCGCGGCUACGGACCCAGGAAGGAUGCCUCCUGCUGGUUUACUCCUGGAGUCCUCUGCUCAGGAGGGGUGGAUCUAUACUCGACCAUCAGCGUGUUCCUUGGAGCGAUGGCCACCUCUGUUUUUGCAGUCGCACUGAUUUACUGCAUCAGGGGACGUAUCAUUCAGAUUCGACUGAUUAGGGGUCCAAACAAGAUCUUGCUGACACUGGCAGACGUCACAUUCAUUAACCCGUCUCUUAGCAACAAGAAGCUGAGUCACAGUGACAGCAGGAACAGCGGCAUGAGGAGCGUGUCAGACCGCAGCCUCAUGUCGCCCGUCUCAUCCCAAUCCCCGGCCACCUACGAGAACUCCAACGUCGUCAUUUACGAGGGUGACUGGGCGUGGCUAAAGAGACUUCCUGAUGGGAUGUUUAGCAGCAUCAACCCCAAAACCAGCCAAGUGUUUGAACUGAUGAAGGACAUGCGUCAUGAGAAUAUAAACCCUUUCCUGGGCUUCUUCCAUGACUGUGGCGUGUUCGCUAUCGUGACCGAGUUCUGCUCCAGAGGAAGUUUGGAGGACCUGGUGCUGAACGACGACGUCAAACUGGACUGGAUGUUCAAGUCUUCUCUGCUACUGGAUUUAAUUAAGGGUAUGAAGUACCUCCAUCACCGCAAAGUGUGCCACAGUCGUCUGAAGUCCCGUAACUGUGUGGUGGAUGGGCGUUUUGUCCUCAAGGUCACAGACUACGGCUACAACGAGGUUCUGGAGGCCCAGAGGUUCCCCUAUAUUGAGCCACCUGCAGAGGAGUUGUUGUGGACUGCUCCGGAGAUCCUGAGGAUCUCUGAGCAGCCGGGGGUUCACGGGACUCUAUCUGGUGACGUGUACAGCUUUGCCAUCGUCAUGCAGGAGGUGGUGAUCAGAGGGCCUCCAUUCUGCAUGCUGGACCUGUCCGCCGCAGAGAUAAUAGAGAAGCUCCGUAAGCCUCCGCCUCUGUGUCGUCCGGUGGUCAGUGCAGACUAUGCUCCGUUAGAGUGCAUCCAGUUGAUGAAACAGUGCUGGAAUGAACAGCCAGACAAGAGGCCUGACUUUGAGGAGAUCUUCGACCAGUUUAAGAACAUCAACAAGGGGAAGAAGACCAACAUCAUAGACUCCAUGCUGAGGAUGCUGGAGCAGUACUCGUCUAACCUGGAGGAGCUGAUCAGAGAGCGAACGGAGGAGCUGGAAAUUGAGAAACAGAAGACGGAAAAACUGCUCACACAGAUGUUGCCUCCGUCCGUGGCCGAGGCUUUGAAGGUGGGCGGGACGGUGGAACCAGAGCAUUUUGCCAAUGUGUCGCUUUAUUUCAGCGACAUCGUCGGCUUCACCACCAUCUCAGCCCAUAGUGAACCCAUCGAGGUGGUCGACCUGCUGAACGACCUCUACACAGUCUUUGACGCCAUCAUAGGAAACCACGAUGUCUACAAGGUGGAGACUAUCGGUGAUGCUUACAUGGUGGCGUCAGGUGUUCCUGUCCCAAAUGAGGACCGCCACGCUGCAGAGAUAGCUAACAUGGCGCUCGACAUCCUGAGCGCUGUGGGAACCUUCAAAAUGAGACACAUGCCUGAUGUUCCUGUCAGGAUACGUAUAGGACUGCACACAGGUCCAUGUGUAGCAGGCGUGGUAGGCCUCACCAUGCCUCGCUACUGUCUGUUUGGAGACACAGUGAACACGGCUUCUCGUAUGGAGUCCAGUGGGCUGCCCUACAGGAUCCAUGUCCACCAGAGUACAGUGAAGAUCUUGCGGGACCUAAAUCUCGGCUACAAGCUCGAGUUGAGAGGCAAGACAGAAAUCAAGGGGAAAGGAGUAGAGGAGACCUUCUGGCUUGUAGGGAGGGAUGGAUUUAACAAACCUCUACCUGUUCCUCCAGAAGUCAAGUCUGGGCAAAUGGCCCACGGGCUGCAGAUCGCCGAGAUAGCCCAGUACAAGAAACGGAAAGCCGAGAAACAACAACAGGAACAACUUGCAAAGAAGAAAAACACCCAGAUCAUCAUCCCAACGAAGGAAUCAAAGGACGUAAAGCAGGUGUUUCACAAGGCGGUGAAGAUGAUCUCUCACGUCCGCGUCAUGACUGAGCUCAUCGUGCCCGAUGAAGAUGACAACGUCAUGAUGUCGCACCACUGACUGACCUGUACAGUAAUGUACAACUUUGCCAGGACUAGACUUCUGGGUAGAUUUUAACUGCAAGGCCUGGUUGUCAGCGCUUUAAACUCAUCAUCCUCACAAGUUUCUUGUGAAAAUCCACUGACAAAAGUUUCCAGGAGGAGAAAGGGGCUAGUGACAGCGUUAUCGGAUCAUCACUGUCUGUGUCUGUGUGUAUUAACAGCUUGAGUUGACGAGAUGAAGUCUUGUGUUGAACUAUGUAUAGAGGGUAGAGAAGUAGUGACUCAGCAAAGCGGGGAUCUACAUACAAUGCCUGUCAGCAGCAGAGGAAUGCAGCUAAUCUCUCGUUCAUUUCCUCCUCCUUUGCUUCCCUGUUUCUCUGUCUGAAGGGAGGAGAAGAAAGGAGAGAAGGGAAGGAGGGGAAAUAGAGAGAGAGAGAGAGAGAGAGAGAGAGAGAGAGAGAGAGAAACACAAAUAUCCUCCAGAAAUACUUAGUAAUGUUUAGGUACUUAGUAUUUUUGGACAUUUUAUUUGGAUAGUGAACAGUAGACAGGUGACUCAGAUCUUGGACAUUGUGAUUACAUUAGUGCUGCAAAUAAUAAUUUUAAUUAUCUGCC
Messenger RNA from Micropterus dolomieu (smallmouth bass), 4175 nucleotides. RefSeq names its product guanylyl cyclase 2 (gene gc2). Gene Ontology annotation, molecular function: guanylate cyclase activity; peptide receptor activity; protein kinase activity. NCBI's taxonomy places the organism in Eukaryota, Metazoa, Chordata, Actinopteri, Centrarchiformes, Centrarchidae. The transcript is spliced from 24 exons. Gene Ontology annotation, biological process: receptor guanylyl cyclase signaling pathway; intracellular signal transduction; protein phosphorylation. Bases 1 to 3579 code for a protein of 1192 amino acids. The record is from RefSeq and is a predicted model, not a curated record.